AACCAAAGUAAUUGAACGGCAGACAAAGAAAAAUUUUGACAAUGUUCACACCAUCUAAACUUACAGAUACAGAUUUGAUUGAUGUGACCGUAUUAAAUACUCCUCAACCACAAGCAACUUCGACUGUACAAAGAAAAAACACAUUUGAAAGUAAAGUUCCUGAUAAAAAUAUUAAUGAACCUAUUAAUGAAUCUAUUAGACAUAAAAGUAUGACAGAGAAAUGUGAUGAAUCAUCUCUUGGUAUACUUAAUGAUAUGCCUUCUUUUUUAGCUGAAGUAAGUGGAUUGGAAGAAAUAGAAAAAUGUGAUGAGAAUAAUUUAAAUUCAGAACAUGAACUUGUUAGAAAAUUACUUCAAAGAUGUAGUGAUUUAAAAACUACCUUUACUAUACAUGAUAUAAAUAAAGAAAAUGAUGUAAAUAUUCAAAACUUAUCUGAUAAUAUUAAUCCUGCACUGAUUGAUUCCAAUCAAAUUAUUUUUCAAAAUGAAAACAGUUCACAUUCAUUUAUCAAUAAAACAAGUAGUGUUAUUUUUGAACCAAAUGAGAUAAGUGCACGUUCAUCAGGAUUAAGUAGAAAUUCAGAAAAAUGUUUAUCAUCAUCAUCAUCAAGCAAAAAUUUAAAUACAAUAACAUUUGAUACAACAACUGCUGAAUUGAUGGCUCAAUUUAAUAAUGAAGAUUUUCGUCCUGCUUCUGAAAUGACUAGUCAAUUCAUAGCUGAUGAAGCUUCUUGGCAACAAAAUUAUUCUUAUGCUCUUCCUACAACUUCUACUGAAAAAGAACAUCUAGAUUUAUCUUGUUUUUCUGGUGUAAUUGGUGAACUAGAUAUAUCAGUAGAAUCUUGUGCUGGACGUAAGGUAUCUAUAGGUGAAUUUUUUAGAAGAAAAUGUGGAAAUUUUGGAGAAUUAUCAGAUAAUGCAGUAGAAAGGCCAAGUUUAGGUUUAUCUGUAAAUAGUCCAAAAAAAAAAGAUCAAAUUAUACCAUUAGUUGAUUCAACUAUUGUAACAGAAGAUUUUUCAAUUGGAUCUAUUGCUAGUAAAGAUAAAACUCAAAAUAUGCAAAGUACAAUGAAAGAUAUAGAAGAACAUAGUAUUAUGAGUUUGACCAGUAUUGCUCAAGCAUUACAGGAUAUUGAUAAUGGUACACCUAGAAGAUUAGUAGAUCAACUUAUCAUGGCAAAAAAAAAAAGGAAAUCCUUGCGCAUGCAAGAAGAAAAUCUAAUUAGAGAUACUUAUACAUUAAUGCCUUCAAAUAGAAAAUCUAUGCCUAUUACUCCAAGUAGGGAUAUAGAUAACUUUAAAAAAGAUAUAGGAUUAUUAAAUCUUACAACAAAAUUAUCUCUAGAUAGUAAAAUCAUUAAUGAAACUAUAGGUAUUAAACAUUCUAUUCCAAGAAUGCUUUCAUUUGAUUCUAAUUCAGGUGUAAAAGCAAAUGUUGAAGUUGCUUAUCAAGAACUUAAGAAAGAAAUAAGUAAUGAAAAAUUAUCAUCUUCACAUAAUGAAGAUUUUAAAUUAUUAUUGGAAGAUUCUAAACUAACUCUUCCAAACUAUAUAAAAAAAGAAGUAUCACCUUGUAUUUCAAAGAUUAACACAAUAAUUAAUCAUGAGAAACAGUUUGUUAAACUUGAGAAGAAAGAAAUAGAAAAAAAAGAUGAUAUAAAAAAGGAAAAUAUUUCAUAUAAAGAUAAAUUAGAAAUUUCUAUACAAGAUUGUUCAAAAGAAACUCAAUCUUAUGUUAAUAAUGUUAUUAUUGGCAAAAAUACGGAAGAAUUAUGUAAUUGUAUCGUUGGUUUACCUAGAGAGACUGACAUCGAACUUUUAAAUAAAAGUGAUAAAUGGAUGCUUUGUUCAUUAAAUAUAAAUCAAAUUCAAGGAGAUAAAGAAAUUAUUCAACUUUCAUCACCAAACAAUGUUGUUCUUGUUAAACCAAAUUCAGAAAAGUUUUUUAAGAUUAUUGCAACAGUAAUGAAAAUGAGUAAACCAAUUAUAACUGUUGUAAACAUAACAGUAUUAGAUGUAGUAGCAAAAUUUGAAUGGACUAUGAAACAUAUUAUUUGUUUCAAACCUGAAGAAAUCGAUAUAGAUAUAUCAAAUCCUUUACAAAAAAAGGAAUUAGAUUUUCAAUAUGUUGUUGAGAAUAGUGUGACAAUUCUACCUAUUACAAUAAAAAAUAAAAACAGUAUUAAUGUUCCUAUUAAAUUUUUUAUAUCACAGCAUGAACCAGUAAUAUUCAGUUUAGAAAAUUCAGCAGAACCACAAUAUAUUAUUCUUAAAACUCAAGAUGCAUAUAUUAUAAAUAUUCAAUGCAAGGGUAUUCUACAGAAAAGUAGUGAAAUGCAACAACAAUCUUUACAACGUUUCGAUAGUACUUUAAUAAUUCAAGCUGAAAACAAUUCUGUAGAGAAAAAUAUACUAAUCCAAGAAGUUCCUCUUGUUGUACAAGUAGGAACUUUUAAAAUAGAAGUGAUUGAAACAGAUUUACCUUUGAUUAUUCCUAAUAAACAAAGCAAAUCUUUGUCUGUGAUUAAUCUUGGAACGAUACCAAUAGUUAUAUCAGCCACAUUUUCUGAAGACAUUGACUCAAAAAAAAAUUCUAAAUAUUUUUCAAUUGAACCAGAAAAUAUACAUAUGCAACCUAAAGAAAUUGGACGUUUUUUUAUCACUUAUAAACAACAAAUUUUAGACAUUCCUAAAAUAUAUACAAAAAUUAAAUUAACUGCUGCUGGUAAUGUUCAACAUUAUAUUAUAAUUGGUGAAUCGAGCGUAUGUACUGAGGGAGAAAAUGAAAAUUUUCCUCGUUGUGAAACCCCUCAGUAUUUACCAUCUGUAAGUUCUCCUUCUUCUCCACAUAGUAUGGUUUCAAGCAAGUCAAGCGCAUCUGGUAGAAAUUCUUCUCUUAGUUCAGUAUCAGGUUCAACUGUUGCUGGAGAUAAAAUUCCUAUAAAAACAACCCAUGCUGCUCUGUCAUGGAAUAGUUUAAAAAUAGGAAAAUCGGAAAUUAAAGAAUUUACAAUUCGUAAUACAAGCAACAACAAGAUUAAGAUACAAGCUACUAUAUCAGAUAAUGAAAAAAAUUUUCGAUUUCUUCGAGAACGAGAAGCCGUUGGUACAACUAUUGUAUUGGUAUUGCAAGGUUCAGAAAGUAGGACAUUGUCUGUUGUAUUUAGUCCUCAUCAUAUAGGUGCAGCAAGUGGAAAAAUUAUAUUUAAGCAUUAUCAAUCAAAAAGAGAAGAUUCUGAAUCUUUACCUUCGAGACAAAUAUUUCUAUAUGGUUAUGGGGGUUAUAGCAAAGUCGAAAUUUCAGAAGUAUUCAAAGACACAAAUGGAAAAAUGUGGUUGUCACUUGGCAUGUUAAAUUCAGAAAGUUCUUUAAGUGCAAAGAUAAAAUUACAAAAUACUGGAGAUUUAUGUUCUUAUGUUAAAAUAAAGUUAACACCAAAAGCUGUGUAUCCUACUAUGAUAUCAAGUUGGCAAGUAAAUCCAACUGAAUUAUUGUUAAAUCCAAAAGAAGUUCAAUGGGUAACUCUGGAAUUUCAUCCACGAAAAGAAGAUUUAGCGUUAUUACAAAAAUCUGAUGUAUCGCAUGUUGGAACAUUAUUAAUUACUCACGGAGAUGAACCUACGCGUUUGCGAAUUCGUAGAUUAUAUAAAAAGAUGAAAGAAACAGGCGAGUUGAAUGGAAAUGAAAAUGAAACUUUUAGAAAUAUAGUUCAUCCAAUAUGUAAGGUUUUCUCUGGAGAACAAUUAGUAUCAGAUGUAAUACCUAUUCGAGAUUCAGUGCAAAAUUUUGGAGAUCUUUGUCGUGAGAUUCGGCAACACGAAAUAAUGUUAACAAUGGAAGUAUGUGCUGACGAAACUCUGUCUGUUCUUCAUGACAAUCCUGAUGAAUCACAAAUGUUUUAUUCUCUUUAUAGUGAAAAUAGUCAUGUAUAUGAUGGAAAUGCAGAAAGUUUUUUACCUUCAGAGACUCUCGUAGAAAAUACUUUAAUUCAAAACGAUAUGAAUAUCAAUAAUUUUAUGAUCAGUCCAUCUAUUGUAGUUUUAACUCCACCAACUAGAACAGAAGCAAUUAUAACAUUAAAAAAUUCUUGUACUGUAGCACAGCCAUUUGAAACUCAUUUAUCAAAUACAGAAUAUCUAACUAUUGUCCCUACUGAGGGAAUGAUACCCACCAGAAGAGAUUUUCAAUUAAAAAUUCAAUGCAAACGAAAAGUUGAACGAAAUUUUAAUGCGAUUCUUGAAAUUUAUACGGAAAACAAUAAACUUGAAGUACAAAUAAGAGUAAAUGUUAAACAGUUAUGAAUUGAUGUUUUAAAAUUAAUUUUUUAUUGAAAUAUUUAUUAUACAAAUAUGCUAUUCAGUUUUGAAUUUUUAUACGAGCAAUAUUUUUAUUAUCAAUAAAUUAAUUUUCAAUCAA
Molecule: messenger RNA, 4416 nt
Organism: Apis cerana (Asiatic honeybee)
Lineage: Eukaryota; Metazoa; Arthropoda; Insecta; Hymenoptera; Apidae
Gene: spd-2
Product: spindle defective 2
Source: RefSeq, a predicted model, not a curated record